CUCGGUACCAUGUCCCCACCACGGAAUACCUACCAUUAGGUCCGCGGCUUCCCCACCAGAUGCGAGUGAAAGAGAGGAGAGAAGGAGAUCCAGAGCGUUGGCACCUUGCGUUGAAGCGACGCGCGAUCAUACUUUACGUCUUCCGGUUACGAGAUUUUAGCGCGAGAAUGAUUUUUGGAACAGACAAUCAUGCGUCGCGGAAAUCGUCACCUUUAAUGAGUUUGCAGGUAGCAAUUUUAUCAACUCUAUCGCACAUCCUGCUUCCCCAAAAUCAGCUGACAACACAGGAGACAUUUCCAGAGGCAUUUUAUGUGAUAUUUACCGUACUAAAAGUGGGGAUACGUAUAACUUGCAAAACGCAAAUCACAAGCGGACCAAAAACAAGGAAGAACCAGGAACGAGUGGUGGAUACGGAAGAGUCGUGUCGUGAGAGCUCCGGAAGGGAUAGCCUUUGAUUGUGAUGUGGUGGAGCCCCCCGG
Molecule: messenger RNA, 479 nt
Organism: Temnothorax curvispinosus
Lineage: Eukaryota; Metazoa; Arthropoda; Insecta; Hymenoptera; Formicidae
Exons: 2
Coding region: 60-455 (131 amino acids)
Source: RefSeq, a predicted model, not a curated record